AUGAGAAAGUGGGGCUGGAAAGAUGUUCAGGAGAAGUUCCUAGCGACGACUGGCAAGUUCAGGAACAGUGAGCAGUUUGGAUACAAGUACAGGCAGUUGAAGUUGCUUUGGCAGUUCAUCCAAGAUCUGCGGACAAAGUGCACAGGCUUGGGGCACCGAGAAGAUAGCUCUGUGAUUGCUAGUGAUAAGUGGUGGCAGACCAAUUGCAGGGGGCACGUGGACUGGUAUGAUCUGAAGGAUGGAUGGCCAGAAUACAUUGACGAGCUGGACCGCAUGUUCUGUGGAGUAGCAGUGACUGGAGAAACGUCCUUUGUUCCAGGGGUCAGCCGGCAGAUCAACUUCAUCAGCAGCGGCGAAGAAGAUGUUGCUGAUGCGGACUGUGGCACCCCUCGCAACUGUGCCACCCCAGUCAGCAGUGGGAGCAAGAGGAGCUCAAGCAGCAUCCGCAGCACUGCUACAAGCCCCAGCAAGAAGAACAAGGGCGGUGCUGUUCGGAACAUGAACAGCAACAUGACAAGGUUCAACUCCAGUUACGAUCACAGGACAUCAAUUAUCCAAAGGGCCUUGGAGGAUAAGAUGAAGGAGGUUGAAGAUGUGAUGGACAAGAAGCAGCGGCGAGAGGAUGCUAGGAAGCAAGAACAGAAACUAGUGACAGAUUCAGCGACAGAGCUUGGAGUGCACCUGAUGGAAGGACAACUCUGGAAUGGUGUCGUCAAGAUCUGCAUGCAUGAUGACCUACGCAACAUCUUCCUGUGCACACCUGUUGAAGCAAGGCUGUCAAUGAUCAAGCAAUAUGCCUAUAUGGAUGUUGCUGCUCAUUUUGGUGCCCAAGUUGAAGAUUCAGUGGAGGAGGAGGUCGAGGACCAGGAGGAGGAGGAGAAGUUGCUGGCCGAGUGGAAGGGCAAGACAACCCAGAAUGUCAUGGCCACUUGUGACUUGGAUAUGGUUUUCACAUUUGUGCUUGCUGGGUGGCCGGGUUCAGUGCAUGACAUGAGGGUGUUUGACGAUGUAUCUACUGUUCCUAUAGAGAAAUACUACUUGGUGGACUCGGGGUAUGCAAACCGCACCGGCUUCCUGGCUCCUUACCGCCAGACCAAGUAUCACAUCCAAGACUUUCAAAACGCGCCAGAACCACAAGGUAUGAAGGAGAUAUUCAACUUUGCACAUUCAUCUCUUAGAAAUAUGAUCGAAAGGGCGUAUGGAGUGUUGAAAAUGAAGUGGCGCAUAUUGUUGGACAUCCCGGCCUAUCCACCAGAAACACAGACACGGAUUAUAUGUGCAUGCAUGGCGUUGCACAACUUCAUUAGGAUUAAUGGUGACUUUGAUAGUCACUUUGGUAUAGUGGACAGCAACAUUAACUAUGUGCCUGUUGAAGGCACUCAGGAUCAGCCGAAAACAGUGCCUGCGCCGAAGAGUGCGGACAUGGCAAGCAUGAAUGCAUUCCGAGACAUGCUUGCUGAACAUUUGUUUGCUAGGUCUUGA
Molecule: messenger RNA, 1482 nt
Organism: Setaria italica (foxtail millet)
Lineage: Eukaryota; Viridiplantae; Streptophyta; Magnoliopsida; Poales; Poaceae
Exons: 5
Coding region: 1-1482 (493 amino acids)
Source: RefSeq, a predicted model, not a curated record